This is a messenger RNA of Malassezia pachydermatis, 384 nucleotides long. Its product is annotated as bud site selection-related protein. The record is from RefSeq and is a predicted model, not a curated record. Lineage: Eukaryota; Fungi; Basidiomycota; Malasseziomycetes; Malasseziales; Malasseziaceae. Bases 1 to 384 code for a protein of 127 amino acids. The transcript is spliced from 2 exons.
AUGGGCCGUAUCCAGCGAAAGAAGCGCAAUCACCACGCCCGGCGAGAUAUUUCAAGGGCGGCUCGCACACGCGCCCGCAAGCUGGAUUACGACCAGCGUCAUGAAAAUGCCCUGGACGCGUCCAAGCGUGCGAAUCUGGAAGCGCCUACCGAGCUGGAUCCCGACAAGGCGGGUCUCGGUAUGUUCUAUUGUGUCGAGUGCGAUCGUCACUUCCCGAACUCGAACGAUCGCAAUGCACACCUAGCCAGCAAACUUCACAAACGCAUUGCCAAGAAAGUGCUCACAGAAAAACCGUACACCCACGAAGAGGCUUUGCGCGGCGCAGGCAUCGGCGUUGACAAUAAGCAGCGCAACUCGGACCGCAUUGAGGCAGAGCAAGAAUGA